This is a messenger RNA of Colletotrichum tamarilloi, 429 nucleotides long. RefSeq lists its product as uncharacterized. The record is from RefSeq and is a predicted model, not a curated record. The transcript is spliced from 2 exons. The coding region runs from base 1 to 429 and encodes 142 amino acids. NCBI's taxonomy places the organism in Eukaryota, Fungi, Ascomycota, Sordariomycetes, Glomerellales, Glomerellaceae.
AUGCUCCAAGCGGCUCUGAUAUCGCUGUUCCAGUCCACUUUUUGCUCCAAACGUAGCCACUGGGGGGAUACGGAGUAUUGGGCCCGCCAACUCAACAUGAGCAGCCACGAGGGGGGAAUCCCUGCGAUACUAAUCAAUACGGGCAGAACUACGCCAUGGAACGGUCCCUCUCCUGUCACGUCUACCGUCUGGCUCCGUCCCAACCUCGAACCGCGCCAACGCCAACGCCAACCAUGGACGUGCCGUCGUCCGUCACCCGUCACAAGCCUCCCUAUUCCAUCCCAGCCUACUAGGUGUUGUCUUCAAAUGCUCAGUCCGUACAGCGUCACUGUAGUAGUGUCUGACCGUGCUGGAACCACGUUUGGCAGCUCGACCCCGCCCUACCAUCACUGUCUAUCCCCAGUCUUUCAGGUGCUGACCUUGCACUAA